GCGCGGCGCAAGGAGGAGGACGGAGGAGGACGGAGGCGGAGAGGGAGCCGCGAGCCUUAGUGCCCAGCGCGAGGGGCACCAUGAGUCAGGGUGGCGGCCAGCUGCGGCGCGUGGACCCACUGAGGCGCCGGCUCUCGGUGUGACAGAUUCAUAACACGUAUAACUCAACGUAUCGGCUACGCUCCUGGAUUUGACUCACGGGUUGAUUUUUAAGGGACAAUACUGGAAAUUUGAGUUUCUUUAAGCCACCUGACAGACCCCCCUGCAUCGAUUGGUUUGUCUGUGAGGCCUGAGACGCGUGGAGGACUAGCCCAAAGAUGGAUCAGCUUUCAGAUGAUGAGCUGGAUCAUGCUGCUGAGGAGGACAGUGACAAGGAGGACCAGGACCUGGAUAAGAUGUUCGGAGCAUGGCUGGGGGAGCUGGACAAACUGACAAAGAGUCUGGAUGAUGGGAAACCAGAGAAGCUACGGAAGGCCCCUCUCAGACAAGAGACCAACUUGGCCAACUUCUCGUACCGGUUCUCCAUGUACAACAUCAAUGAGGCUCUGAAUCAGGGGGACCCAGUGGACCUGGAUGCCCUUAUGGCAGACCUGUGCUCCAUUGAGCAGGAGCUCAGCAGCAUUGGCAAGCCCAACAGUGGAACCUCUCGUCUGCCUCCACCUGGGGAGGCUAAGCUGCGCCAGAGACCCCCUGCAGGCCACAGUGUCAGGCAUGGCAGUGGAAGUGGAAGCAGUGGGGGGAGUGCCAGCAGUAGUGCUCGUGCCUCACCUGCCUCAACGGUGCGUGCGGGUAGUGGUCAUGGCCGGCCGCUGGCUUCUAACUUCUCCCUGGAUGACAUCACAGCCCAGCUGGAGCAGGCCUCUCUUAGCAUGGAUGAGGCUGCCCAGCAGAGUAUGGCAUCCCCACAGCCAACCCCUUCCUCUUCUUCCGCUUCCUCCACUUCGACUUUGCGCCGGGCUUCUUCUUCAUCUGCGCCCCACCACCGCCGGACAGGCUCUGCUGGUGCUGUGAGCGACCACGAGGUACGCUCCCUGGGCCGUUCACCCCGCUCUAGUAUCAAUUCUGCAUCUGCUGGCAGCAUGGACUCCCUCGACAUGGAGAAGCCUCCACGCCCCCCUGAGGUGGAUGGUCUCCAGCAGCCUGCACCCCAACUGCCCUCACAGGAUACAAGCCCUGGGCAGUCCAGCUCCGAGCACUCCUAUCUGGACAGGGAAACCUCCCUCAUUUUGAAAAACAUUGCAGGGAAGCCCACUCACAUGCUGACAAAGGAGGAGCAAGCUGCCAAGCUGAAGGCAGAGAAGAUACGUGUGGCGUUGGAGAAGAUCAAGGAGGCACAGGUCAAAAAGCUUGUGAUACGAGUACACAUGUCAGACGAGAGCUCCAAGACCAUGAUGGUAGAUGAGCGUCAGACUGUACGACAGGUGCUGGACAGCCUGCUGGACAAAUCUCACUGUGGGUAUAGCCCCGACUGGUCCUUGGUGGAGACCAUCACCGAACUUCAGAUGGAGCGGAUCUUUGAGGACCACGAGAACCUAGUGGAGAACCUACUCAACUGGACCCGGGACAGCCACAAUAAGCUGAUGUUUACAGAGCGUAUCGAGAAAUACGCACUCUUUAAGAACCCUCAGAACUACUUGUUGGGCAGGAAAGAGACAUCAGAGAUGGCAGACAGGAAUAAGGAGGCCCUUCUGGAGGAAUGUUUCUGUGGCAGCUCCGUGUCAGUGCCGGAGAUGGAAGGCGUACUCUGGCUGAAGGAGGAUGGGAAGAAGUCAUGGAAGAAACGUUACUUCCUGCUCCGUGCCUCUGGAAUCUAUUAUGUGCCAAAGGGCAAGGCCAAGGCCUCUCGGGACCUCGUGUGUUUCCUGCAGCUGGAUCAUGUGAAUGUUUAUCAUGGCCAAGACUAUCGCAGCAAGUACAAGGCCCCCACUGACUACUGUUUAGCCCUCAAGCAUCCUCAGAUCCAGAAGAAAUCUCAGUACAUCAAAUAUCUUUGCUGUGAUGAUGUCAGAACUCUUCACCAAUGGGUCAACGGAAUCCGCAUCGCCAAGUAUGGGAAGCAGCUGUAUAUGAACUACCAGGAGGCCAUGAAGCGCACAGAAGCAGCCUAUGACUGGUCCUCUCUCUCCAGCUCCAGUAUAAAGUCUGGCUCCAGCUCGUCUAGCCUGCCUGAGUCCCACUCAAACCAUUCCACCCAGUCGGAUAGCGGCGUGUCGGACAGCACCUGCUCCAGCCACGCGCGCUCCCAGAGUGUGGUCAGCUCCAUCUUCUCUGAAGCCUGGAAGAGAGGGACCCAGAUGGAGGAGAGCUCCAAGGUAAAGGCAGAAUCUGUCAGAGGACCUCCUGCGGUCCAGCAGCCGGCCUCGUCUCAGCCACAGGCGCGCAGCAGCUUUCCCAGUGUGUCUGUACAGCCAUCUCCUCCACCACCCCCUCCCCCGCCUCCACCGCCACCUCCUCCACCCCCUCCUCCUCCCCCACUGCCCAACCCAUCCCACCACGCUGCCCCCACUAUGUUUGCCAAGUAUAGCACCAUCACCCGCCUGCAGAACGCUUCCCAGACUGCCAGUCAUUUCAAGCCCCCAUCGCUGGCCCAGCAGCUGUUACCCCCUGCCCUGCCGCCCCAUGCUGUUAAACCCCAUGUCAAUGUCCCUGCCACUGUGAAUGUCCCACCCCCUCCUCCACCCCCGCCACCACCUCCUAUGCCAGCCCCAGGCUCUGCCAUGGCUGUGUUGAAGCUGGGCGCCGCUGCAGCUUCUCCACCUCCAUCCACCACGACUCCUCCACCUCCCGUGCAGGGGCAGCCAAUGCUGUUGUCCUCCCGUCUGCAGAGCAACGGCUUUCCACCGGCUCCAUCCCUCAGUAGCAAUGGGCUGCAGCAAGUCCUUGCACAGAAAUUUCCCAAUCUGCCUGUGGAUGUCUCCCCCCCUGCCAGCCAGAUUGAGUCACAGCCUGUUCCUCAGCCGUCGCCGCCGCCACCACCACCACCUUCUGCUCCAUCACCACCUCAACUUCCUCUCCAGCAAAUAACAGCUCCUCCAACCCUUGCUCCAGCACCACCACCACCACUGCCUGUUCAGCGAGUAGCAACCCCUCCCCCUCCUGCUCCAGCUCCCCUUCUACCCCUUCUCCAGCAAGUGGCAGCUCCACCCCUUCCUGCUCCAGCACCACCUCCACCCCCUCCUCAGCAAGUGGCAGCUCCUCCCCCUCCAUCUCCAGCACCACCACCUCCUCCUCCUCCUCCUCCUCCUCCACCUCCUCCACUUCAGCAAAUACGAGCCUUUCCAUCUCCCCCUCCUGCUCCACCAUUUCUGCAGCAAGUCCCAGCACCACCACCACCACCUCCUCCAGCUAAAAACUUUUCUGGUGGCAUUCCCCCUCUUACUGCUCCUAAACCAUCUGGCCAUCCAACAUCCCCUGUGUCACUGUUCCCUCCUGUCCCACCCCCUCCCCCUCCCCCUCCAGGUCCAAUAAAAAAGCAGCACAUUGUCCUUUCAGGCCACACCCCUGCUCAGCCCCCACCCACCAUGCCAAAACAGCACAGCUUUGCCUCCAAAUGUGCGGCCACCUCAUCGCUGGUGAAACAAAUAGCCAGCCAGUUCCCUGGCUCCUCCCCCAACACUCUGCACGCCCCUGAGAGUUCCAAGGCCUCUGCUCCACCAUCACCCCCUGCAGUGAAAACUAAACCGAAGUGGCAGGCAGGGGUGCAAAACCAGCAGCAGUCUCCCGAAUUCCCUCCACCUCCCCCAGAGGGCAGUCUCGACUUCCCACCCCCUCCUCCUCCUCCUCCACUCCCUCCCGUUCCUCCUCCCCCACCCCUUCCACCAAGCAUGGGCUCCCCGGCAAAGUCUGCCAUCUCCUCGUCCAGCUUCGGAGAAAAGAAGACUAAAAAGGUAGAGGAUCUAGUGAGCAGGUUUGGCCAGCCAUCUACAUCUGCUUCCAGCGUGUCUUCUUCCAGUUCCCCCUCGAAGGACCCCCCUCCAGGCCGCUUGGCCACGCCCAAACCAGGGAAGCUAAACCUCUCUAAUUUGCCCCUGGCUCUUCAGGGUCUAGCUGGCCAACAUCAGCAGUCUAAUGGUGACUUUCCUGCACCGCCACCUGAUUAUGACUACUUCCCUCCUCCGCCACCUGACUCGGAGCUCCUGCCUCCGCCUCCGCCGCCACCGCCCCCUCCGCCACCCCCUCCCCCACUCCCUGUUGACAAAGUGGCUUUGGUAACACCUCAGCCCCAGUCUGCUUCAUGGAACAAGGCCUCGCUGAAGAAGACACCCCCACCCAUACAGCUUCGUCGUAACGCUGGCACCCCAGAGCCGCUACCCCCCUCCCCUCCUCCACAGCAACUGCCCCCCACCUCCCCCAAGGGGAACCUGACAGUCCAGCCCAACUUCCUAGAGGACCUGAACCGGACUCUGAAGCGCAAGUCAGUCACCAGGCACGGCUCCCUCACUUCUUCACGGGUCUCGGCCCAGCUGGAGCCCGUUGCCACCAUGGAUGACAUGGUACUGCCACCACCACCCCCCGAGCUGCUGCUGGAGCAGAAACAGGGCAACUAUGCUUCCAGCAACAUCUCAGGCUAUGCAACUCUACGGCGGGGGCCCCCACCUGCGCCCCCUAAACGGGACCAGAGCACCAAACUUACUGGGUAGUGGGGGUGCUGCAUGGAACCCACAUAGACUGAGGAAGUUGGAGCUUCAUCACAGCUUCUUCUGCCAUCGCAUCCUACACAGGACUGUGCAAGUGCUAAGUUUCUCCUCCUAUGAGACAGUUAAUACUUUUAAAAAAAAAAAAAAAAAAAAAACAAAAGAAACUGCAAACCAAAAGCACCAGUCAGCUUUUCCACGUGUUUGUGCUGCUCUGUAUUAAUGUUGAACACAGACCAUUGCUCACAGUGACUUAUGCUGCAAUAUCCUGGUACUGCAUGCUCUCGCCUAGGGACCCGAGUCAACGGAAGAGGCCACUUGGGGCAGUAAAAGGGUUUCAUGAAAAAUGAGAUGAUUUGGACUGAGUGUGAUGCUAUACCUUUUUCUAUAUAAAAUGAUUUGCUGUGUGAUUUUUUUUUUAUUUUUAUUAUGCAGGUAAUUUUUUUAAACUUCAAAAGCAGUUCAGUGUUGGGGUCUGCCAUCUGCGUUUGGCAGUGCAGAAGGUGGGGUGGCGAAUGUGCAACAUGUAUGUUGUUUGGGUGUGGGGAGAGGCACCUCUUUAGCUAUCCUGUGUGCAAACCCCUGCUUGAGGUUUAUUCAUGGGGCAGAUUCAGGAUUCAGAUGUUCUCCAUCUCUUGUGUAAGCUGUGUAUAACAUGGCCUUGAAUGAAAAGAACAAACAUUUGCCUACUGCACCAAAAUGGUUGAAACCAGAUCAAUGUACAACUGGAAAGUGAACAAUACUUGAUUUAGAGCUUUUUUUUUUUUCCCUCCCCCUUCAAUGAAAAGCUUCAGGGCUCAUAUUGGGGAAAAAGAUGCAUGAAAUGCCAAGGUUGUGGGGCAGUGUUGACGGUGGGUGUGGGUUUUAUGCCACUCUUGAUGUGGUUGACUUCUCUCGGUGCUGCUUACCGCUGCUCCUCCUAAACUGAGACAAUGUGAGACUAUACCUAGCUGGUUUUACGCUACACCCACCUGGUCUGCUUCUCCCGGCUAGCAACGCAUGACGCAAGGCUGUACAAUUUGCUCUUUUCCAAGUGUUUUCCUUUUCAUCCCGGGGAGGGAUGGGACACUGCGGGAUCUCGCUGGCCUUCAUAGGCAACCAGUUUUCUUCACAGCCUCAACAGGAGCUGGCAAAAAGGUACAGCACAGAGAACCCUCCCCCUGUGCUGGCAAUCUAUAGGAUGUGGUGACAGCAUUUCUGGGAGGUACAAGAAGUCCAGUUCCCUGACCUGAUUUGUCCCUCUUCACCCUCCCAAUGCAGCCCUAACAGCACCAUUGGGCAAAGGAGAGAGACUCAACUUACGGAUGUAGCCUGUGACUUAUGAAACAUGUACACCUUUACGUCCGUGUAUCAGAACGUUGGUUUAUAUUAGUGUAUUAUUCAGUUUAAGCAUUCAAUCAAAUAUUAAAGGAGCAUUAAAUAUUGUAUCUGAUGGUGAAUGCCAUAUGUGCUAUUUAAUUUCAGAAACACUUGGAAUAUUGGAAAUGACUGACAUAAUAAAGACUAGAAUGUCUCUUGCAUUUAAACUGAAGCUCAAAAUAUAGAUGUUUAAAUCCUACACCUUGAUGUUGAAGUAUGGGGUUUUUUUGUCUUUCAUUACAGCAGUAUGAAUGAGUCAGCUGUGAAAUAAAUGCCUUGCUAUAUA
Messenger RNA from Scleropages formosus (Asian bonytongue), 6279 nucleotides. RefSeq names its product Ras association (RalGDS/AF-6) and pleckstrin homology domains 1a (gene raph1a). Lineage: Eukaryota; Metazoa; Chordata; Actinopteri; Osteoglossiformes; Osteoglossidae. The transcript is spliced from 16 exons. Gene Ontology annotation, cellular component: cytosol; plasma membrane. The record is from RefSeq and is a predicted model, not a curated record. The coding region runs from base 318 to 4640 and encodes 1440 amino acids. Gene Ontology annotation, biological process: signal transduction.